AUGUCGGCACCAUCAGGAGCCUCCGCCGCGUCGGGACCGUCAAGCUCGAUUAAGAAGCCAUUUCCUCAUGUCGACCUGGAGGGCAAUGACUUGCCCCCUUCACCAGCUCCCUCAAGCCCCCACGCCGGCCGUCGAUACAAUAUUGCCACCGAACUAGUCUUCACCGAGGGCAAUGACCAAUACAAUGCCAGCAGUGUGCCGAUCUACCAGAGCGCUACUUUCAAGCAAUCUUCUGGCGCCGGUGGUGGAGAAUAUGACUACACUCGCUCCGGGAACCCAACUCGCACCCACCUGGAACGGCACCUGGCAAAGAUUAUGUCCGCCCAACGGGCCCUCGUCGUAUCCUCCGGCAUGGCCGCCCUGGACGUGAUCACUCGACUCCUGCGACCCGGUGACGAGGUCGUCACCGGUGACGACCUGUACGGCGGCACCCAUCGCCUGCUGAAGUACCUGUCAACCAACGGCGGCAUCAUUGUACACCACGUUGACACCACCGACCACGAGAAGGUCAAAUCCGUGUUAACCCCUAAAACCGCCAUGGUCCUCCUGGAAACCCCCCACCAACCCCCCUCAUCAAGAUCGCCGACAUCCCGCGCAUCGCCGCCUCGGCCCACGAAGCCAACCCCUCCUGCAUAG
Messenger RNA from Penicillium chermesinum, 636 nucleotides. RefSeq lists its product as uncharacterized. The transcript has 2 exons. The record is from RefSeq and is a predicted model, not a curated record. NCBI's taxonomy places the organism in Eukaryota, Fungi, Ascomycota, Eurotiomycetes, Eurotiales, Aspergillaceae. Gene Ontology annotation, biological process: transsulfuration. Gene Ontology annotation, cellular component: cytoplasm. Bases 1 to 636 code for a protein of 211 amino acids. Gene Ontology annotation, molecular function: carbon-sulfur lyase activity; pyridoxal phosphate binding.